UUCUCUGGUUCUUUCUUUCGAUCUUUGAUUGCGAAAACCAAGAACAAUGGCUAUGGCUGGUGAUCAAAACCUUGAGGAAUCUUAUUUCGAAGGUUUCAAACGAUCCCCAGCUACAAAACCUCCAUUUACGUUAGGAGAUGUGAAGAAAGCCAUACCACCUCAUUGUUUCCAAAGACCCAUGAUCAAAUCCUUCUCCUACCUCUUUCGUGACAUCAUUUCAGUCGCCAUUUUAUACCACCUCGCCACUACUUACAUCCCCAACCUCCCUCACCCUCUUCCUUACUUUGCUUGGCCACUUUACUGGUGUCUCCAAGGUUUUAUGUUCAUGGCGAUCUGGGUUCUUGGCCAUGAAUGUGGUCACCAUGCUUUCAGUGACUACUCAUGGCUAGAUGAUACAGUAGGGUUUGUUAUUCACUCAUUCGUUUUCACCCCUUUCUUUUCAUGGAAGUUGAGCCACCGUCGUCACCACCUUAACACAGGCUCGCUUGAGCGUGAUGAGGUCUAUGUUCCAAAAAGAAAAUCAAAACGUGGUUCGGUGGCACUUCUCUUCAACAACACCAUGGGUCUAAUCCUAACCCUAGCGAUUAAGCUUAGUCUCGGGUGGUACAUCUAUUUGUCCAUUAAUGCCGCUGGAAGACCUUACGAUAGAUUCGCCAGCCAUUACGAUCCCCAAAGUCCGAUUUUCUCCGAUAACGAGCGAGUCCUGAUCGUUCUAUCCGACAUCGGCCUUCUCAGCAUGAUUUAUAUGCUGUACACAUGGGCAACGAUUCAAGGAUUCGGUUGGGUUUUCUGCGUUUACGGAGGUCCGUUGAUGGUCAUGAACGCGUUUCUGGUGACCGUCACGUACCUUCAACAUACCCAUCUUUCGUUACCCCGAUUUGACGACUCGGGAUGGAAUUGGAUCAAUGGUGCUCUCUCCACGGUGGAUCGGGAUUUCGGUUUUCUAAACAAAGUGUUCCAUAACGUUACGGACACACACGUGGUUCACCAUUUGUUUUCGUAUCUUCCUCAUUAUCAUGCCAUGGAAGCGACGAAAGCAAUGGUGCCGAUUCUGGGGGAGUACUACCAGUUCGAUAAGACUCCAUUUAUGUUGGCGUUAUGGAGAGAAUCGAAGAAAUGCGUAUACGUAGAACCAGAUGAAGAUGGCGAGAAGAAUAAAGGUAUCUACUGGUACAACUACAAGUAUUGAUGGAUCCAGAGAUACAACAAGUUCAUCAAUGGAAAAUUAUCAAAUUGUUGUAACUAUAAUAAAAUUAUAUAUAUAUAUAUAUAGAGAGAGAGAGCUGGUCAAGUUUCUCUCACUAGAUUCACAUAUGAGUUUUAGUUUUCCAUUGUAAACAACCCUUUUA
Cynara cardunculus var. scolymus (artichoke) is the source of this 1349-nucleotide messenger RNA. RefSeq names its product delta(12)-fatty-acid desaturase FAD2-like. The transcript has a single exon. Gene Ontology annotation, molecular function: oxidoreductase activity, acting on paired donors, with oxidation of a pair of donors resulting in the reduction of molecular oxygen to two molecules of water. Gene Ontology annotation, biological process: lipid metabolic process. Bases 47 to 1189 code for a protein of 380 amino acids. Lineage: Eukaryota; Viridiplantae; Streptophyta; Magnoliopsida; Asterales; Asteraceae. The record is from RefSeq and is a predicted model, not a curated record.